CUGGCAUUUUUUCCCAUCAAUCUCCAGUAUCAAGGCCAUCUCAACUUCCCAGUGGGCGACCAUGAACACGGCACCGACAUCUCGAUUGGGCCAAUUGCCCAGCUACGUACGGAUAUGGGUGCGACACGGCCAUUUCGGCAAGAAGAAGGAUGGCAGAGGAUUCCCUCCACCUGAGGGACAUGGGGAGGAUAUUUGGGUAUUCGGCCACAGAAGAACGAACCAAAUCAUUUACAGCUUUGAUAAGACGCUAAACGGUUUCCAUGAUCUUAAGCAACUCCCAUUCAAUGGUAAAAAGACAAAACCCGCCAAACUUCGAAAAGACUACUGGUCUCCCUUCGCACAUAUCUCCUUCCCCGCCGGGAAAGGCUCCAUUGGUCGAUCUGUCUUCCAAAAAUUGCGCGAGUUGAAGCACCUGCACGAGGUAGCAUGGGACGACGACUUCCGAUAUAAGAACCCCGAAGAGUUCAGUGAAGCCGACCGCAAGCGAGUGGCCCAGCAGAAGGAGAAGGGUAACAUGAAUCAUCGCCCCAUCAGAACCAGAGAGGAGCGCGGCAUUGCUCUCAACGCCCAGAAGCCGAACUCCAUCGCCGACAUAGCGUCUGUUCUGAGCGGUGCUGGCCGCGGUAACAAAAUCGUUCUAUCAGAAGAUGCCGAGGGCGCUGAGAAGAAGCUUUUAGAUGUCAAGGUGAGCUGGGCAAACGACCAGGACAAGGAGUAUGCCCAGAAGUGGUCUGAAAACGUUACACAUGGUCUGUUCGAAAAGCCGAGCUACAUUUCGAACGAGCCCGAGAAGAAGGACGGUCAGGAGAAGGCACCGGAGCCAGUGGCUGAAUGAAGAACUCAAAGAGAGGACUGAAAUGAACAAAAAGCCCCAGGAGACGGCAUAAAAGGCGGUUGGGUUGGAGAUUGAGUCUUCCACGAACACCAGGCUCUCCCACUUCAGUCAUUAUUAUACGUGUUCUAUCUCCAUUGUAUAAAAUGUAUAUUUUGGACUCCAUCGGGUUGGGCCAUAUGGAAAGGUGUGUCAUCAAGUGUCUAGAGAUUCAAAAAGGACACUCCUCAGACAGUUGGCAAAGGUUUGUAGAUGAAGGAGCAUGUAUAUAUUCAUCAGGUGGCGUGGUGCCCAAGUUGCUGUACCAUAAUAGCUGUACCAUCAACUAAAUCCAAACACUCAUAAAUCAUUUAUUACCCCG
Fusarium verticillioides 7600 is the source of this 1193-nucleotide messenger RNA. RefSeq lists its product as hypothetical. The record is from RefSeq and is a predicted model, not a curated record. Gene Ontology annotation, biological process: DNA recombination; positive regulation of mitochondrial DNA replication. The transcript is spliced from 2 exons. Bases 62 to 835 code for a protein of 257 amino acids. Gene Ontology annotation, molecular function: DNA strand exchange activity; structural constituent of ribosome; single-stranded DNA binding. Lineage: Eukaryota; Fungi; Ascomycota; Sordariomycetes; Hypocreales; Nectriaceae. Gene Ontology annotation, cellular component: mitochondrial large ribosomal subunit; nucleus.